Messenger RNA from Ostrinia nubilalis (European corn borer), 5339 nucleotides. RefSeq names its product voltage-dependent calcium channel type A subunit alpha-1 (gene cac). Gene Ontology annotation, cellular component: membrane; voltage-gated calcium channel complex. Gene Ontology annotation, molecular function: calcium ion binding; high voltage-gated calcium channel activity. The record is from RefSeq and is a predicted model, not a curated record. Lineage: Eukaryota; Metazoa; Arthropoda; Insecta; Lepidoptera; Crambidae. The transcript is spliced from 38 exons. Gene Ontology annotation, biological process: calcium ion import across plasma membrane; chemical synaptic transmission. The coding region runs from base 78 to 5339 and encodes 1753 amino acids.
UAGAAGCCUCGUUAAAAAUCUUAGCCUUAGGUUUUGUUUUACACAGGGGAUCGUACCUUAGGAACGUUUGGAACAUCAUGGAUUUUUUCGUUGUAGUAACUGGGUCGAUGACGAUAUUCGCCGAAUACAACGUGGACGUUGACCUGCGGAUGCUGCGCUCAUUCAGAGUGCUUCGCCCGCUCAAGCUCGUCUCGCGGAUACCAAGUCUGCAAGUGGUCUUGAAGUCCAUCAUCAAGGCUAUGGCCCCGUUGCUUCAGAUCGGGCUGUUGGUGCUUUUCGCUAUAGUCAUCUUCGCCAUUAUAGGCCUCGAGUUCUACUCUGGGGCACUCCAUAAGACUUGUUAUACUUUAGAAGAUAUUAAUGAAAUAAUGAAUGAUGGCGACAAUCCAACGCCUUGUAACGCGGACAACGUGUCGCUGGCGCCGUACGGGGCGCACGUGUGUGAGUACGAUAAGAGCACGUGCCUCGAAAAGUGGGAGGGGCCGAACAAGGGCAUCACGUCCUUCGACAACAUCGGCUUUGCCAUGCUCACUGUCUUCCAGUGCAUCACCAUGGAGGGCUGGACCGCCAUCCUCUAUUGGACGAAUGACGCGUUAGGUAGUGCGUUCAACUGGGUUUACUUUGUGCCUCUCAUAGUAUUGGGUUCAUUCUUUAUGCUCAACUUAGUUCUCGGUGUCCUUAGCGGUGAAUUUGCUAAAGAAAGAGAGAAAGUAGAAAAUAGACAAGAAUUUCUUAAGUUAAGAAGGCAGCAGCAGCUAGAGAGAGAACUUAACGGUUAUGUUGAGUGGAUAUGUAAAGCCGAGGAAGUAAUAUUAGCAGAAGAAAGAACAACAGAAGAAGAAAAAAUGCACAUAAUAGAAGCUCGGAGAAGAGCAGCAGCUAAGAAAAAGUUAAAAAACUUAGGCAAAAGUAAAAGCACAGACACAGAAGAAGAAGAGCAAGACGAAGACUGUGGGGAUGACGUUCCAAAGAAAAAGCAAGGUUUUCUGAAAAGCAAGUCGAGAUCUGUGGGCAAAUGCGCGGACUUCUGGCGCGCCGAGAAAAGGUUCCGGUUUUGGAUCCGACACACAGUGAAAACCCAGUGGUUUUAUUGGUUCGUCAUCGUCUUGGUGUUCUUCAAUACGAUAUGUGUCGCUGUUGAGCACUAUAAGCAACCUAAGUGGCUAACAUCGUUUUUAUAUUACGCCGAAUUUGUGUUCUUGGGUUUGUUCAUGAUGGAGAUGUGGGUGAAGAUGUACGCGUUGGGACCGCGGAUAUACUUCGAGUCCUCGUUCAACCGGUUCGACUGCGUGGUCAUCUCGGGCUCCAUCUUCGAAGUGGUCUGGUCGGAGGUUAAGGGGGGCUCCUUUGGCCUCUCUGUCCUUAGAGCUUUAAGACUGUUGAGAAUAUUUAAGGUCACAAAAUACUGGUCAUCACUCCGAAACCUAGUGAUAUCUCUCCUGAACUCGAUGAGAUCCAUCAUCUCUCUGCUGUUCCUUCUCUUCCUGUUCAUCCUUAUCUUCGCCCUGCUCGGCAUGCAGCUGUUCGGAGGGCAGUUCAACUUCGAAGACGGCACGCCACCUACCAACUUCAACACUUUCCCCAUUGCGUUGCUUACUGUCUUCCAGAUCCUAACAGGAGAAGAUUGGAACGAAGUGAUGUAUGACGGCAUCAAGUCUCAGGGCGGGAUACAGAGGGGCAUGCUUUACUCUCUGUACUUCGUCAUCCUGGUGUUGUUUGGCAACUAUACCCUGCUAAACGUGUUCCUUGCCAUCGCUGUCGACAACUUGGCUAACGCCCAAGAAUUGACAGCGGCAGAAGAGGAACAAGUCGAGGAGGACAAAGAGAAGCAACAACAAGAAUUGGAGAAAGAGAUGGGUGCGUUACAUGCGGUGGAUGGGACUCCACCUCGAGUAGACUUAAGUCCCUCUUCGCCGGCGAGUAGGAAGAAAAAGAAAGAAGAGGCCAAAAAAGAAGACGAGGAGGAGAUACCAGAUGGACCAAAACCAAUGCUGCCAUAUUCGUCCAUGUUUAUUUUGUCACCUACUAAUCCAAUUAGGCGAGGCGCACACUGGGUUGUAAAUUUAAGAUAUUUUGAUUUUUUUAUUAUGAUAGUUAUAUGCUUGAGUUCUGCGGCUUUAGCAGCUGAAGACCCAGUCUUUGAAGGGAGUGAGCGGAACAAAGUGCUAAACUGGUUCGACUACGCGUUCACGGGCGUGUUCACCGUGGAGAUGCUGUUGAAGAUAGUCGACCUGGGCAUACUGUUCCACCCCGGCGCGUACCUGCGCGAUCUGUGGAACAUUAUGGACGCCACGGUCGUCAUCUGUGCCCUCGUCAGCUUCGGUUUCGAGAUCGGAGGUGUCAAAAAGGGGGCGGGACAAAACUUGUCCACAAUAAAAUCGUUAAGAGUGUUAAGAGUGCUCAGACCAUUGAAAACUAUAAAACGUGUUCCAAAGUUAAAAGCAGUGUUUGACUGUGUUGUGAACUCUUUGAAAAAUGUCAUCAACAUUCUCAUUGUGUACAUAUUGUUUCAAUUCAUAUUCGCUGUAAUUGCAGUUCAACUUUUUAAUGGUAAAUUUUUUCACUGCAACGAUAUCAGUAAGAAUACAUUUGAAGACUGCCAAGGGUCGUAUUUCUUGUACGAUCAGAACAGCCUACUGCCGCGCGUGUGCCCGCGCCAGUGGAUGACGCAGAGCUUCCACUACGACAAUGUCGCGUCCGCGAUGCUAACGCUGUUCGCGGUGCAGACGGGCGAGGGGUGGCCACAAGUGUUACAAAACUCAAUGGCCGCCACGUACGAAGACAGGGGACCCAUACAAAAUUUUCGAAUAGAAAUGUCCAUAUUUUAUAUCGUUUACUUUGUGGUGUUUCCAUUCUUCUUUGUUAACAUAUUCGUAGCUCUGAUUAUUAUCACAUUUCAAGAGCAGGGUGAAGCUGAACUGCAAGACGGUGAAAUUGAUAAGAAUCAGAAAUCAUGUAUAGACUUCACGAUAGAAGCCCGACCUCUCGAGAGGUAUAUGCCAAGCAAAAGAGCGAGUUUUAAGUACAAAGUGUGGAGAAUAGUUGUCUCUACGCCUUUCGAGUACUUCAUCAUGACUCUCAUCGUACUCAACACAUUGUUGCUCAUGAUGAAGUACUAUAAUCAAAAUGACGUCUACGCGGAUGUCCUCAAGUAUUCGAAUAUGGGGUUUACUGGAAUGUUUUCUGUGGAAACGGUGUUGAAAAUCAUCGCUUACGGUGUCAAAAAUUUUUUCAAAGAUCCGUGGAAUACAUUUGAUUUCAUAACGGUCAUUGGAAGUAUAAUUGACGCCCUCAUUAUGGAGUUUGGCGAAAACACGUUCAACGUCGGUUUCCUCCGCCUGUUCCGAGCCGCGCGACUGAUCAAGCUGCUUAGACAGGGGUACACCAUUCGGAUACUGCUCUGGACAUUCGUGCAGAGUUUUAAAGCCUUACCCUACGUGUGCCUUCUCAUCGCGAUGCUAUUCUUCAUCUAUGCCAUCAUCGGGAUGCAGGUGUUUGGCAAUAUAGAGUUAUCAUCCGAGUCAGAUUUGAACAGACACAACAAUUUUCAAAGCUUCAUUCAAGCACUCAUGCUACUGUUCAGAUGCGCGACGGGCGAGUCGUGGCCCAACAUCAUGCUGGCAUGCCUGAAGCCCACCAAGUGCGCCAAGACCCCGGACCCGCAGGGCUCCAAGUCCAACGAGGUCUGCGGGAGCACGCUCGCCUACGCCUACUUCGUUUCCUUCAUCUUCUUCUGUUCUUUUCUUAUGUUGAACUUGUUUGUUGCCGUCAUUAUGGAUAACUUCGACUAUCUAACAAGAGACUCGUCCAUUCUCGGCGCGCAUCAUCUUGAUGAAUUUGUUAGAAUAUGGGCAGAAUAUGACCCAAACGCCACGGGGAAGAUUCAUUAUACAGAAAUGUACGAUAUGUUGAAAAAUAUGGAUCCACCUCUGGGGUUUGGUAAUAAGUGUCCAAAUAGACUAGCGUAUAAGAAAUUAAUUAGAAUGAAUAUGCCGCUAGAUGAAGAGGGGAAAGUUAAUUUUACAACAACACUAUUUGCCUUAAUUCGGGAAAACCUGAACAUCAAGAUGAGAUCAGCCGAAGAAAUGGACCAAGCAGAUGCAGAACUAAGAGAAACGAUAACACAAAUAUGGCCACUCCAAGCAAAGAAGAUGUUAGACUUGUUGGUGCCUCGAAACGACGUACUCAAUGCAGGGAAAUUGACCGUAGGAAAGAUCUACGCGGGAUUGCUCAUUUUAGAGAGCUGGAGAUCUACUAGGUUUGGCCAAACCGCACCACAGGGCGUUCCGAAGGCGUCGUUGUUUAACUGCCUAAUGGACGUGGCGGCGGGACUGGGGCCCGGGUCGCGCGCCGGCUCCCUCAGCCAUGAGGGUCCUCCCAUCGGCGCUACUGAAGGACACCCAGAAGACCCACACACGCUAGCGAACCUCGCCCGCAGAAACACCAGAAAAUCACUCAAGAACAACAAAAAGGUAUUGGAGCUGCAAGGAUCGCAACAUGCGUCCAUGGAGUCCUUGGACGAUGGGCGGUUACAAGCAGCUCAUACAUACCAAAAUGGUCACCAUGGAAGAUCUUCUAGUUUAAGACGAACGCCAAGUCCGAGACGACGAGGGCACUACGGAGGUUACCAUCACGAUAUCGGUUUCUCCGACACCGUCAGCAACGUCGUCGAGAUAGUUAAGCAUGAACAUCAAAGGCACGGGCGAACGCACCGUGCGCCACACCACUAUCACCCACAUGGGAAGGAGUGGAGGGCGCCGCACCCCACAACCAGCCUGAGCCAGCCCUCGCGAUCGCCCAGCCCGCCACACCACACCUACGUUUGGGCACCGAUAGGUGGCGACCGGGAACGGGAGCGGGAACGGGAAUGGCGGGAAUGGCGCGACCGCUCGUACGAGCGCGAGGGCACGCGCCGCGGCCGCGGCCGGCAGCUGCCUCCCACGCCCACUAAACCGUCCACGCUACAGGUCAAGCCGCAGCCGCCGUUCACAAGAAUCAGCCACAGCCCAUCACACUUAUCAUUGAGGCAUACGGUGAGAGAACCCGUAGAGCCUGUACAUGAUGAGUAUGAGUAUGGCCGAGAAGUUGAAAGACUGAUACACCGAGAUUAUAGAUCUAGAGAGAGACGCGGACGAGGCUACGACCUGGAGCGCGGGGGCGGGGGCGGGGGCGGGGCCCGCGCGUACGAGGCGCCGCUGAGUUACGAGGCGGCGCUGGCGCUGGGCCGCGGCGGCGGCUCGCGCGCGCUCCCUUCGCCCGCCGGCGGCGCGCCGCGGCUGCCCAACGGGUACAAGCCGCGCGCGCGCCACUCCGACUCCGACGAGGACGACUGGUGCUAG